CUCUUUAAAAGUUAGAAAAUGGAAGACUCUCUUGUAAUUUUAACAUUUUAGUCUACAUUUUAAAUGUUCUCAGCGAGUCUGCAUGAUGCUUUUUUAAGAUAGCUGUUCAGAAUCAUAUACUUUCCUUUUCAGUGAUCAGAUAGGAGGUUGAGGGUUUUCCCAAGACACACAAAGAGAGUAUUUGCAUCAUAUAUUUCAUAUAGAACAAAGGCAGAUUUUGUAAAACAGCAACAGAAAGAUAAAAGACAUGGAUUGUUUUCAAUGUGAUUUGCUAAUGACACUUAACAAAAAAGCCUGUUUCUCUAGAAUUACUCUCCCCAGGACAGCCUGACCACGUGAGAACUUUUGAAUCUUUGAAAUACUUGGAGGAGUCAAAAGAAAACUCACUGAGGACAUUUCUCUCCUUUUACCUGAGGCCUUGUUUGUUUUAGGUAAGUAUUCUUUGGGAGUCGAGAUAAAGGAGGAGCUGAAAGGCCAGGGCAAACACCCAGCCUGCCACAGGAACAGUAGACUUUAGACCAUCAAAUACUAUGGAGGGUGCAGCUGCAGCUACACCCUUGCUCCAGGCUACAGUGGACAACAUCUGUCACUGCUCCAGAGACACACAGCUGCAUUCGCUCCAUCCAAGAGAGCAGCUACAGAGCAGCUCUGCUUUAUGGAGGCCCUGGAUUCUCACAGCAAGAGCUGAUGAAAUGACAGAGAAUCAGAGAACGUCAGAACAGGAUGGUCAACUAAGAAAUUUUAAAUCAAAAGGAGCCCUGGGCUUUCAACAUCCAGUGAGACUUUAUUUGCCCAAGUCCAAAUCCCAAAAGUUUCUUAGUAACAUGGGAGAGAAGGUUCUGGCUAGUUUUCCAGUGCAAGCUACAAUUCACUUCUACAACGAUGACAUCGACUCUGAGGAGGAAGAAGAAGAGAUCAGUUCAGCCUGAUAACAAACAGCAGUCAGCCUUGGACAAACACAUCAUAAAAAAAGCAAGAGACAAAAAAAGAACUGUAACAUAUGUAUGGACAAACAUCUAACUGCAUGAAGAAACACAUCAAAGUGUGUAUGAAAACUGUUUAUAUCCGUCUUGCCAAGAAGAAUGAGUCAGUGCGACUGGAAACAAAGAGGAAAUCCUUUUGCCUUUUGGAGAACCUUUUAAACCCCGAAGCUUAACAAACGAUUACAGUAUUUUAAAUUGAGUUGGUUUAAGUAACGCUUGGAUUAAGAACAUUAAGAGCACUCUUUUACAUUGCAGUCCUGUUCAAAUGAAAAUGAUUGAUUAUGAUUGAUUAUGCACAUGUACAUGCUAUAAUGUACAACCACAAAAAUAACCUGAAGGUUUUGAAACACAAAUUUUUUAAAAAUUAAGGAAUUAUUUAAAAUGCAAAGACUAUUGCUUAUUAGCUCUAUGAAGCACACUUAUUCUGAUAUGAAUGCUAUAUGCCAGAUUAACCAGAUCCAUUUCAGCAGAGAUUCCAGUAUAACCUCCUGUCAACACAAGUUCGAAAUGAUAGUCCUGUGAUGUUAUCUGGGGUCCUGUCAUUCCCUUACUACCAGAUUUUCCUCCUCUAAUCAGAAAAGUGCCUUUUUGUCAAUCAGAAAAAAAUGUAAAUCUUGAUUAAAAGCUACAAUUUAAUGACACAUUAAAACAAGCACUGAAUUCUA
Molecule: messenger RNA, 1648 nt
Organism: Struthio camelus australis
Lineage: Eukaryota; Metazoa; Chordata; Aves; Struthioniformes; Struthionidae
Gene: RIPPLY3
Product: ripply transcriptional repressor 3
Biological process (GO): embryonic pattern specification; negative regulation of transcription by RNA polymerase II
Cellular component (GO): nucleus
Source: RefSeq, a predicted model, not a curated record